This is a messenger RNA of Brassica rapa (field mustard), 1392 nucleotides long. RefSeq lists its product as uncharacterized. NCBI's taxonomy places the organism in Eukaryota, Viridiplantae, Streptophyta, Magnoliopsida, Brassicales, Brassicaceae. Gene Ontology annotation, biological process: DNA integration. Gene Ontology annotation, molecular function: nucleic acid binding. The record is from RefSeq and is a predicted model, not a curated record.
AUGAAGAUUGAGGACGACACAACUCUUGACGAGGAACACCCAGUUGAACACGUCAACGCGAUUGGUCUGUGUUACGCGGAACAAUCUCCAAGAACCACAUCAGACUGCUCCAGCAUCGCGGAACAACCUCCGAGGAAGGCACCCGAUUGUUCUCACAUCUCAAAACAUCAUGUCGCCUUGAUCCAAAAGCAAUAUCCUCACCUCCCAUGGUUUGCUGAGAUUACGAACUAUCUAGCUGCUGAAAAGCCACCACUUAAGUUCACACGAAACGACAAGAGGAAAUUCCUGAGAGAGGCAAGGCGUUAUGUUUGGGAUGAACCGUUCUUGUACAAACAAGGCAAGGAUGGUUUAUUCAGAAGGUGUGUUCCAGAGGCAGAUAUCCCAGGAAUUCUGCACCACUGCCAUGGUUCAUCUUACGCAGGUCAUUUCGCUGCAUUCAAAACGGUUUCUAAAGUCCUCCAAGCAGGGUUCUGGUGGCCGACUAUGUUCAGGGAUGCUCAAGCCUACGUAGCCAGGUGCGAUGCAUGCCAGCGACUUGGGAACAUCAGCAAGAGGAAUGAGAUGCCUCAGAAUUACAUUCUAGAGGUUAAGGUAUUCGACUGUUGGGGAGUCGAUUUCAUGGGACCAUUCCCUGCGUCCUUCAAGAACGAGUACAUCCUUGUCGCCGUUGACUACGUGUCUAAGUGGGUAGAAGCAGUAGCAAGCCCUACGAACGAUGCAAAAGUGGCGACUAAGAUGUUCAGCUCAAUCAUAUUCCCAAGGUUCGGAGUGCCUAGGGUCGUAAUCAGCGAUGGUGGAACACACUUCAUCAACAAGGCAUUUCAGGGCCUUUUAAAGAAGAAUGGAGUGAACCACAAGGUGGCAACCGCUUACCAUCCACAGACGAGCGGACAGAACAGCCUACAAGACGCCGCUAGGACGACUCCCUACCACCUUGUGUAUGGUAAAGCAUGUCACCUCCCCGUCGAGCUUGAAUACAAGGCUGCAUGGGCAGUCAAGCUACUGAAUUUUGACAUCAAGCCAGCAACCGAGAGACGCAUGAUCCAGAUUCAUGAACUGGAGGAGAUAAGGCACCUCGCCUAUGAAAGCUCCAAAAUCUACAAAGAGAAAACCAAGGCCUACCAUGACAAGAGGAUCAUUGCCAGACAAUUCGAACCCAACGAUAAGGUCUUGCUUUUCAAUUCGAGGCUGAGAUUGUUCCCAGGGAAGUUGAAGUCUAGAUGGUCCGGGCCUUUCACUGUUAAGGAAGUUCGACCCUACGGAGCAGUUGUGUUAUUAGACAGAAAAGGCGACGAGUUUGUAGUGAAUGGACAGCGCGUCAAGCACUACCUUGCUGACUCCACUAUCGCAGAGGGAGAAGAAAUUCUCCUAAGCGAGCCCCCAUCAGCCUGA